GCAGCGCGGCUGCUGUGGUCACUGCGGCUGUGGCUGUGCUGCUGCACGGAGCCCUCAGUGCUUGCAGCUGACACAUGCCUCUGGCAGCCAUGAAUUGCUUUGGCCUCCUCGUCCUGCUGACCGUGGCCGGGCUGGCACAGAGUAUCCAGUACACCUGCGGAGGGACCUGCGGGCUCCGAGCUCUGCAAUCUGUCUAUCACCCCACAACUAAUUCUUACGGCAACAUGGCUUAUGACUCCGGCAUGACACGUGUCGUCGGUGGCGCCGGUGCCCUGCCAGGGGCCUGGCCCUGGAUCGUCAGUAUCCAGCACCCCUGGAUACCAGGCCUGAAGCAUCUGUGUGGAGGGUCCCUCAUCAGCACACAGUGGGUCCUCACAGCAGCCCACUGCUUCGACAAGGUCACGGAAAUCAGCAUGGUGUAUGUGGUGACUGGGGCCACCCAGUUGAGUCAACCGGGCUCUGGGGCACAAGUGCGCCAUGUCAAGCAGGUGCUGAUUCACCAAUACUACAACUCUGCUGACAUGAGCUACGAUAUUGCCCUGAUGGAAUUGGACCAUCCGGUCCAGUGCAAUCGCUACAUCCAGCUGGCCUGUGUGCCCGACGCCACACUGAAAGUGUCAGAGCUGCAGAACUGCUGGGUGGCUGGCUGGGGUUCCACUGCUCCAAGAGCUCAAAAAUCAAGUGAUCACUUGCAAGAGGCCAAGGUCCAGCUCAUCGAUGUCCAGCUGUGCAACAGCAGCCGCUGGUACAUAGGGAAAAUCCACACCCACAACUUGUGUGCUGGUUACCCACAGGGCCUCAUCGACACCUGCCAGGGUGACAGUGGUGGUCCUCUCAUGUGCCAAGAGAAAAACAGUGACUACUGGUGGGUCAUUGGAAUAACCAGCUGGGGAAAAGGCUGUGCCAGAGCAAGGCGUCCUGGAAUCUACCUCUCCACGCAGCACUUCUAUGACUGGAUUGAUUUCUACAUGAACCUGAGCCCAGAUGGAAGUUCCUCUCCAUCAUCUCGGGCAUGUAGUCAUUUUUUGAUCACUUCACACCCCUGGAGUCAUUAUAUUCCCACCCCACAACCCUCUCAGAAGCCAUGGGUAAGACCAACCCUCUCUCCAAAACCAACUCCAAUACCAACAUUGGGCAAAGUUAACUGCUGCCCAUUUCCCUUCAAGAUUCUGAUGAAAUUCUUUACUCGAGUGAAGGAACUCCUCCAGCAGACCUUUGGUCAAAACACAUAUUGAGCAACAGGACAGCUAUGGUCCAGGGCGUACUGCAGUGCACCACAACAGUUUCCUGCUGGGGCAAUGCCUGCUGAUCCAAAGGCAGCCUCAAGGUCAAAACCCUGCUCUGUCCUGAUCACAGUCCUCUCCUCUGUGCUCACACACAAUGGAGUUGACUUCCCUGAAUGAAGUAAAGUUGCCUAUGGUCACAGGGAACCAUCAUUUUGGUCCAAUUCCAAAUCCUGGGCAAGGCAAGGACUUCCAUGGUUGGCACCUGCAGAAUGAGCCUGAGGUCAGACCUGCCAGGCACAAAGGGACAGAGUGGCUCCAAAGAGAUGCAAAGUGCCUGGUGAGAAAGGAGAGUGCUCUGAGCCACCACCAGAGGAACCUGCUACAUCAAGCCUCAGAAGAGAACAGGAUAAAAGCUGACACCUUGGGGGUGGUGCUCAAAUGCAUAUGGGCUGCUAAUUAGGGCCUGGUGUGAGCCUGGGCUAAGGAAACAGAUCUGGGAAACUCCCAGACAUGACAAGGGAAACUCCUGGCUCCUGACUGGAGUGCCAGUGCCCUAAGGCAGAGCCAGAUUUCACAGGCAGCAAAGAGGGAUUCAUGUACCAAGUGGUCACACUUCACAGAUACUCAGAGGAACUGCUGGGGUCAUUCUGGUGAGAGGAACCUGGCAGGAACUGUAGGAGAGUACACCAGGAAUGUCACAGAAGGCCAAGGUGAGUGGGCCAACACCACCUGCAACACCAAGGCUGUUCACAGGCACAGCCAACCUGUGAGCCAGGGGCAAAUGAUGCCUGGGCUUGGCUCCAUAUUUGGGAGGUGACAAGGGCAGAGAAUGGGAGGAGUCAAGGAAGAUGAGAGGGCUGUAUAAGCCUGGCCAAUAGAGAGAAGGAGCAGUCAAAGAGGCAGCUGCUCAGAAGCAAACUGCAGCAUGGUGUGCUUGUUUGCCUGAGGGCUGUAGAUAAUCAUGACAGGAUGGGAAAGAAACUCAUUUGCCCUUAAUUUUCCAUGGCAUGGACAGUGGCCUUUGGCUUAGAGCAGGAGCAUCCUCCUCUGUCUACAGCAUUCAAUUUCUGUAUGUCACUGGCCACCCUGGCGUGAGGGUGCCAGAAGUGCCCUCAUUAGAUCGAGCCCAAAACAGCCCAAAACUCACUGGCAGCAAGGGCAUGGAGCCUGCCAGAGGACAUUUCUCUGGCUGAUGACACCAGCACAGACUGUGCUGCACCUGCAUUUCACUGCACUUCUGCAGGAAGAAUGAUGCAGCUUGGGCACUUCACUGCUCACCCACUGUGGCUGUGACUGGAUUGGCUCCUGACCCAAGCACACACAUGCUUCCUGAAGGAGCCCUGUUCCACAGAAUUUGUGUUUCAGGAAGAAUCUUGUGGGGAAAAGGCUGCAGAGAGCAGGCUACCAGUCAAAUUUCCCAGGGCCUGCACAGCCCAGCCUCCAAGAAGAGGGGCCUAAAAGAAAGCUGCAGAGAGCUUUCUUACAAGGGCAGGUUCUAAUAGAACAAGGGGAAAUGGCUUUACAGUGACAGAAGGUAGUUUCAGCUGGGAUCAUAGGAAGGAAAUCUUGAUUGUGAGGGUACUGAGGCACUGGCAUGAGCUGCCCAGAGCACCUGUGGAUUCUCCAUCCCUCAAAGAGUUCAAUGAUAGGUUUUGAGCCAGGCUCUGAGUAACUGGGUCUAGUGCAAGUUGUUCCUGCCCAUAGGAACUGGAUGAUCCUUAAGAUCCCUUCUAAUCCAAACCAUGAAUCUAAGAUCUGUGGAGUACAUUGAGUAAAACUCUGCCUUCUUCAGCAGCAUUUAUGAUCUCCAGCUGUCAUUCAUUAAUGUUACUUGGCAUGAACAAGUGUCACUAUACUGUCAUACGCAGAAUUCCACAUUUGGUCUUGGAUAAUAAAUGAAAAUUAAACCAGCAAUUUAGUAACAGUUACAACAGACACAUCUACACCAUAAUGUCAAAUUGCUACAAUCACCUUAUCAAAUACCUGCAUUAGUGCCUUCUGAGUAAUGUGGCUGGUACUCAUGGGGAGAGAGAGAGAAAGAGCAAGUACUGUAUACAAAGUAUAAAUAUAUAUCUAAAAAUAUAAAAAUAGCUGUCACAAAAGUAUUCCCUUUUGGGGUAUCUGUGACAGGCUUAGCUGGCAAUGCAUUCAGUUCUUUGUUGCGAGCUCCUACAUGAGCAGAAUGGGGGCAGGACUGGGAGCAUGAGGAUUCCUUACGACUGGCACAGACAGUUUAUGAGAUUCAGUAAAGGUUGUGUUUGGAGAACAGAGGAUGGAAAGAUGCACAUCAUAGUUAUCUUUUCCUAUAUAUUGCACUUCUGGCAUAUAGAAAAAGAAUUCUAAACCUUUAUUUUGGAGAAAAAACAACAUACUGGAGAAAUUCCUUCCAUUUGGUACCUAGACUGGGUGUUCUGACUCACAGCAAAGGCAAGAGAGGGGUGAAGAUGGGAUGGGACAGACAACAUGUCUCAUCUGAUCAUUCUGAGCUGGAUUAAGUCUGGAUUUAAGCAACCUUUUCUCCUCUCUAUAUACUUAGGACCACUGCAGGCAACUCCAGCUGAAAUUAAUCUACAACAGCCUGUAAGGCUUAACAAAAUUUUGGCUGCGCCUUGUUCCAAAUUCAUUCUUUGCAUCUUGAGGUAAUGUGAAAGGCAUGAAGACUAGUGUCUCAAUCUGACUAUUCUUGAGAUUUUCACAAAGCCCUCUGGAGUGUUUACUAUCCUGGCCUUCAGUUACAAGAAUAUUUUAACCCAAUCUCUAGAUAACAUGAAUCCUAAAGGCAUCUUACAGGUUUAUGUUUUUGAAGUAAUAGGAUUUUUAAGAUAACCUGGAUCUAUUAUUAAUCUAAAAUUAAUAUUUGUUAUUAAUGUUGUUCCCUCAGAGCUCUUGUCAUUUGCAUUUCUUGAUUUUCACCCAAGUGAAUAAAUUAGCUGUAGCAACUAGCGAUCUGAUAAAAUUAAAACAGCCUUUACAGUCAUCUCUAUUGGCUUUGGGAAAUAUCAGUGGCAAGUCUCGAGGGCGCUGUCAAAGUAGAGAGAAAUUGAAAAUCAAGACCAUGGCUUACUAGCAGAUGCAUUAAAGAGAGCAUAGGAUAACAUAUCUUUAGCCCUUAGCUGUAUACAAACAUAAUUAUGGGUACAGUCAACAGCUGCUUUAAUCAUAAGAGAAGGAGGUUAAGGGGUGUUCCUAACUGAAGAGCAAAAGCUUGUCUGGGGCAGUGCCACAGACUUGGAGAGAGAUUUCCAAUCUUGGUGGACCAUGGUAAAUUUAAUGCAUAAUCCCACCACUAACACAGCUAUGGCCUUUCUGGUCACUAUACGUAAUGCCACGGUUCACGCUAUUCACCCCAUUGUUGCUUUAGGGUUACAUCAUGAGAAGUCAGUAUUAUACCCCUCAGAACAUAGGGUAUGGGCCUGGAAAAUCCAGGGGAAAUGGCAGACUGUAAACUUGGAGCCUUGCAUUGCUCAAGAACAAUAGGAAUUCAUCUGUGAGAGUAAUUCAAUUAGUGCUCAGGACAUAUGCCUUGACACUGACCAAGGCAUCUGCUACUUUGAGAUCCACCCGGACGCCAACCAACGGACUGUACUAGUGUAUGUAGGUGAUGGCUGUGUGUGUUUAAGGACUUUGUGUGACUACAUAGAAAUUGAUAAGAGCAAGGUACCCUUAUCUGUUAAGAAUCAUUCCAAUUUUUGUAUUUGCAACUUUAUUAAGGUUACUGGGUGUGACUUUGUAUAUUCAGCACCAGUUGUAUCCCACCAGUUAAUAAAAUCAAACUAUACAACAUACAACGAGUUACCACCCACACCCAUUGGAAUGAAUUUAACUCUAGUAAAACAAUUAAUGAAACAUCAGGAUCUAAAAAAAUUGUAAAAGAGAUUCAAAUGAAUGGGCAGAGAACUCUAGUAACUGUCCAUCACAAUGUAACAGAAGUAGAGAGUCCUGCAAAGAGUAAAACAAGACACAAGUCAUAACUGGUGGGAUGCACUGUUUGGGUGGUCACUAACUGCAAUUGGGAUCAUGAAUACUUUGUGUCACCCCGUUAUAGUUCUAUUAAUUUUAGUUACUAUAAGUUUAAUGAUGUCUAUUUUAACACUCAUGUGGAAUUGGAGGAUGUUGAGACCCGUGGCCAUUUUGAUUUUACUCUCUAGAACUCAUGGAAUCUUGCUGAAGGAGAACUGUCAUGAUUGUAGGUCAGAAUUUAGAUCAGGGCUCCUGUAGUAUAAUAAUAAUAAUUUACUAUAUGUUAAGAAAAGACGGACUGAAAUGGAGAUUUUGGGGCUUUGCUUAUGUUAGCAAUAUGAAUUAAGCAUUUAAAUUUUAGCUUGUAGAAUUAUGUGUUGAAUUUUAACCUUUUAAUUAAGAAACCUCUGCCAUGGUACAAAGGGCAUAGGAAAAUGCAAAUUUCUGAAGCUUCUUGAAAUAAAGAACAAUACCGGGAGAAGACCAAGGAAUGCAAGAAACCCAGAUAAAGGGGCUCCUCUGUAUCCAAGCUGAUAGAAAUCGACAGACCUACUCAGAUAAGCACCAAGGGACCAAAGCACAUGCACAAAGAAGAAAAGUUCAAAAGUUCAACCAUGAGGAAGACCAUGGCCUUCAGCCUCAGAGACCACCCAAAGACCCCUGUGAGACCACCGCCGUGAGCAACACAUCAACACAUGCCCAGAAGGGCAUGGAUCUAAUUACCAUGCAAGGAAAGGACAGGCGGGGCCAGGAGUUGAAUAUGCAUGAAAAGGUUUGUGCGAUGUAAUGUAAAUGGAACACCUUUGUGAAUAAAGAUGUGGCUCAGACCAGA
Passer domesticus (house sparrow) is the source of this 6018-nucleotide messenger RNA. Its product is annotated as acrosin-like. Bases 75 to 1235 code for a protein of 386 amino acids. Gene Ontology annotation, biological process: proteolysis; acrosome reaction. The record is from RefSeq and is a predicted model, not a curated record. NCBI's taxonomy places the organism in Eukaryota, Metazoa, Chordata, Aves, Passeriformes, Passeridae. Gene Ontology annotation, molecular function: serine-type endopeptidase activity. The transcript has 5 exons.